CCAUACCCGUGAGAAACAACCACUUUAGAGGAUAACUUGAACAGCAAAGAAGGAGCCACUCUCUUGCACUCCAGCCGUCAGUUGCAAAAGGAGAAAGAGUGUGUGUGUGUGUGUGAGUGAGUGAGAGCGAGACCAACUUGAAAUUUCUCCUUCUCUUCGAAGGUGAGGUAUGGAAGGGUUAUUGAAUUCCUUGCUUAACCAAAGUUGCUUAAAACCCUUUGGUUUCACUCCGAGACUUGGUUAUACUUUCCCAGUGGUUACAACUAGAACUGGGAGUUUAAAUCGAAAACCUGAAUCCUGCACCCUGAGAAGUAAUUGCACACAAUUGGGUAGAGACACUGGCGCUAGUUCCCGGAGAGCUGGUGUUGAUGCACUGGAUAAUGGUGGUGAUGGAGAAGAAUCUAAUGUGGAGUGGGAAUCUGAGUUUCUUGGGGAAGUUGAUCCGUUUGGUUACCGGGCUCCCACUAAGAAAAGGGAAAAAGUGCAGAGGUCAAAGUUGCUUGAAGAAACUGAUGAAAUGGAUUGGUGUGUGAGGGCCAGAAAGAAGGCCCUGAAAUCAAUUGAAGCAAGGGGCAUGGGUCAUCUGAUUGAAGAUUUGGUUACGGUUAAGAAGAAAAAGAAGGACAAGAAGAAGUUGGAAAGCAAGAAGAAAAUAGUAAAGAAAAUUGAGAAUAUCGAAGAUCUUGACUUUGGCUUGGAGGAAGAGUUCCCACAGCCUAUCCAACCUCUGAAUGAUGUUGACGAUUUGAAAAGGAGAGUGAGUAUGUUUUCUGAUGGACUGUUUAUAGAAAAGAAGGAAAAAGCAAAGGAAGAAUUUGUCAAUAGGCUUUCUCAAUUCUCCGGGCCAUCUGAUCAUAGAAAAGAAGUCAACUUGAAUAAAGCAAUCAUUGAAGCACAGACUGCAGAUGAUGUUUUAGAGAUAACAUAUGAAACAAUUGUUGCGGUUGCAAAAGGCCUAAGCCCUUCUCCUCUGUCCCCAUUGAACAUUGCCACUGCUCUUCAUCGCAUUGCUAAGAAUAUGGAGAAGGUUACUAUGACGAGAACUCGAAGAUUGGCUUUUGCUCGACAAAAAGAGAUGUCUAUGCUUGUGAGUGUUGCGAUGACAGCCUUACCUGAGUGCUCUGCUCAAGGAAUCUCUAACAUAUCUUGGGCACUGUCCAAAAUUGGAGGUGAACUGCUUUAUUUUUCAGAAAUGGAUAGAAUUGCAGAGGUUGCACUGACCAAGGUUGGGGAUUUCAACUCCCAAAACAUUGCUAAUAUAGCAGGUGCCUUUGCUGCAAUGCAGCAUUCUGCUCCUGAUCUUUUCUCAGAGUUGUCGAAAAGGGCUUCAAACAUAAUUCACACUUUUCAAGAACAAGAGCUAGCUCAACUUUUAUGGGCUUUUGCUUCGCUAUAUGAGCCAGUUGACCUUGUAUUUGAUUCUUUAGACAUAGUCUUCAAAGAUAGUUGCCAAUUGAGAAGUUGCACAAGUGAAAAGACAUCGAGUAAUGAUGAACAAAUCAGUUUUGACAGAACUGGUGCCUCAAAUGGAUCUCUGAGCUCUCCUGUACUCACUUUAACGAGGGACCAGCUUGGGACAAUAGCUUGGUCCUAUGCGGUCUUUGGACAAAUGGAUAGGAGUUUCUUCUCUCAUGUCUGGAAAACUCUCUGCGAUUAUGAGGAGCAAAGGGUUUCAGAGUUUUACAGGGAGGAUAUGAUGUUUGCUUCUCAAGUUCAUCUUGUAAACCAGUGCUUGAAGCUUGAAUUCCCACAUCUUCAGUUGUCAUUAUGUAGUGAGUUUGAGGAGAAAGUUGCCCUUGCUGGAAAAACUAAAAGGUUUAAUCAGAAAAUAACUUCAUCAUUUCAAAAAGAGGUUGGACGCCUACUCAUAAGCACUGGCCUGGAAUGGGUCAAAGAAUAUGUUGUGGAUGGUUACACUUUGGAUGCUGUGCUUGUUGAUAAGAAGCUUGCUUUGGAGAUUGAUGGUCCAACUCACUUCUCGAGAAAUACUGGUGUUCCAUUAGGACAUACCAUGUUAAAACGUCGAUACAUCACUGCUUGUGGUUGGAAAGUCGCAUCUGUAUCCCAUCUGGAGUGGGAGGAAACUCAAGGGGCGUUUGAACAAGUAGAGUACCUUAGGAACAUCCUCAAAAAUCAUCUAGACGAGGGAUACGCCGAAACUACUCUGACUGGGGUAAAGUGAUUAGCCAAUGCUGCUUGUCAAGUGUAAGGAGAUAUCAGAUAUGUAUUUUUUACCAAGCUCCCUUGAUAAAUUUUAGUAAAGAGGAUGUAUAUUUCUUGGAAAUAUUUCAUUUCAAAAGCAUAAAUACCAUUUCUCCCCA
This is a messenger RNA of Vigna unguiculata (cowpea), 2321 nucleotides long. RefSeq names its product RAP domain-containing protein (gene RAP). Lineage: Eukaryota; Viridiplantae; Streptophyta; Magnoliopsida; Fabales; Fabaceae. Gene Ontology annotation, biological process: mitochondrial RNA processing; regulation of mitochondrial mRNA stability; chloroplast rRNA processing. The record is from RefSeq and is a predicted model, not a curated record. Gene Ontology annotation, cellular component: mitochondrial matrix; chloroplast; ribonucleoprotein granule. Gene Ontology annotation, molecular function: RNA binding.